Messenger RNA from Pseudonaja textilis, 2780 nucleotides. It is a transcript of the gene PPA1, whose product is annotated as inorganic pyrophosphatase 1. The record is from RefSeq and is a predicted model, not a curated record. Gene Ontology annotation, molecular function: magnesium ion binding; inorganic diphosphate phosphatase activity. Gene Ontology annotation, cellular component: cytoplasm. Lineage: Eukaryota; Metazoa; Chordata; Lepidosauria; Squamata; Elapidae. Gene Ontology annotation, biological process: phosphate-containing compound metabolic process.
GACAAAUCAGGGCCCGCCCUGAGCGGCUGCGCGGUGUGUUUGCCUUUCCCUUGUGGUUCAUUUCAGAAGCCGGUCCGUCUGAGCACCAUGGCUGCUUACCGAGUGGAGGAGCGGGGCGCCCUCAACAGCGUCGACUACAGGCUCUUCUUCAAAAAUGAUAAAGGACAGUACAUUUCUCCUUUCCAUGACAUUCCAACAUAUGCAGAUGCUGACAAGCACAUCUUCAACAUGGUUGUGGAAAUACCUCGAUGGACCAAUGCAAAGAUGGAGAUUGCAACUAAGGAUGUUCUCAAUCCAAUUAAACAAGAUGUGAAGAAAGGAAAGCUACGUUACGUUGCUAAUGUAUUUCCCCAUAAGGGAUAUAUCUGGAACUAUGGCGCUAUUCCACAGACGUGGGAAGAUCCAAUGCAUAAAGAUGAAAAUACCAACUGUUGUGGAGACAAUGAUCCAAUCGAUGUUUGUGAAAUUGGAGAUAAGGUGUGCAACAGAGGCGACAUAAUUCAAGUGAAAGUUUUGGGUACGCUGGCAUUGAUUGAUGAGGGUGAAACCGACUGGAAGAUCAUUGCAAUCAAUAUUAAGGACCCUGAAGCUGCUAAUAUGAAUAAUAUUGAUGAUGUCAGAAGAAUUAAACCUGGGUACCUGGAAGCAACUGUGGACUGGUUUAGACGAUACAAAGUACCUGAUGGGAAGCCAGAGAACCAAUUUGCAUUUAAUGGAGAAUUUAAAGAUAGGGACUUUGCAAUUGAUACGAUUAAAAGCACUCAUAACCACUGGAGUGCUCUAAUAAUUAAAAAAGCAGAUGCAGGAGAGAUUUGUUGCACAAAUACAACUUUGAAAGAUAGUCCUUUUUGUUGCAGUCAAAAUGCCGCAGCAGCCACCGUGACAGCGUUACCUCCUUGUGGGACCUGUAAUCAACUACCAGCUGAAGUCGACCGGUGGUACUUUUGCCGUUGAGAUUUGACCGAAGGACAACAGUUACUCAUCAAGAUAUUUGUUCAGAACAUUUGUGAAGAAUUAGCUGAAAAUCCAGAACAAUGUGUUUAUAAUUAAGUAAAUUAUGGUUCACAGUCCACUGUAUACAUUAAAAAAAAUAUCUGAGAUUAGAUGAUGUAAAACACCAAAUCUUCAAAUAUACAUCAUGAACCUCAGUGACACAUUUUGUAUCUAUAUUAUUUUGUUGUUUGCUAGGUUUAUCUCAGUGUUUUCCAGUAUAAAAUGUUAGGGUUCCCCCCUCCCUAUCAGACAGGUUUAUUUUAACAGAUGGAGGGGGGAGAAAACCCCACAAACUGAUUCUAAAUGCCACAUCCUCAUUCCUUGAAGUACUUAAUGCCAUUUUAAAAUCUUAAGGUACCUCACAAAAUCAACAAACCAUGGAACAGAGAGAUUAAAGUACAAUAUAGAACCAGAGAGCGUAAUUUGAGUGGUGCUGCUGCUGCUUAUGACGGCUUCUAUUCAUCAACAGAAUUAACAAUGUGUUAAAGAUUUAAUGGCAAACCAAUAUAAAAUGACCUAGGUACCAGUCAUUAUAUAAAACUGAAUAAGCUAAAAUAAUAGUCUGAGACUGCCUAUCUGGUCUCAAAGCAGUGGUUUUUCUUAUUGAGGGGCUUUCUGAGGUAAACAUCAUGUUUGUAUUUCUUUAUUAGAAUAGAAUGUAUGAGCUGGAAGGGACGUUGGAGGCCUUCGAGUCCAGCUCCCUGCUCAAGCAGGAGAACCCAUACUAUUUCAGAUAAGUGACUGUCUAGAUUAGUUUCCAACCAUUGUUUCUUGUCCUGCCUUCCGAUGCUUUGGAGAACAAUUUGACUCCUCCUUUUUUAUGGCAGCCCCUCAAGUACUGGAAUUCUCAGUGGCGUGUUGGCCUCUUCUAAUGAUGUCUACGAAUGGGAUGAGACCAAUGCAAGGAUGAGCAACCGCUGGCCUCCAAGUUCUCCUUUAUGUGACCCAGGCUCUGAUUCUUUAUGCUUGCAAAGGUAUAAACUUCCCUACAACCUCCACAUGCUGGGAAUUCUUGGCUUUUUUCUGCCUUUUUCAGAGCUUAUCAGAGCAGGGAAAAAAAAUCAUGACUUGCAGUCUUUACUCAGCAGCUAUUCUGCUAACUGGAAAUACACAUCUAUGGAUGUAUGCAUUGCAGGCAGAACAAAAUAGAAUUCUGUGCAGGGCAACACUUCAGUUUAAUCCCUAAAAUAAUGGAAUCAAGGGAACUUAAUCCACAUUUAUUUUCUUUUAAUUCUCCCAACCUUUUGUGGUUGGAGCAUUAAUCUAUUCUUACUUGAUUAAAAGCUAGUCUGGGAAGAUAUUCCAUUUCAUUUUUGGAUGGAAAGCAACGAGGAUCUUCUUGUGGUUCUUUUUAAAGCUCACCUCAGAAGGAAAUAUUCCUGCUCCUGACUCAGGCUUCAGAAUUUGAUUUUCUCCAGCUUUGAUGGUUUCUAAUUAUUACCUAGGCUGAUACUGGUAUAUAGCACUGCUGAACUAUUUCCUAUGAGAAGUACUCUAGUUCUGCUGCCUACUUGUGAUAUUCCCCUGAAUUUUAAGUUUCUACAUCUUAAAUCAUAAAGAGACAUUUUCAAACUCCUGCUAUGAGUUUGCCUACAAAUAAUAAAAAGAAUUUGUGCAACUGCAUGAUUUCAUUGGGAUUAGGGUCUGUUUAUUUAUUGAAACCCUGGGUGAGAAUGAUGCUACUAAAUUUCAUAACUUUAUUCUAUCAAACACAAUUCAAAGGGAUCUUUAAAGACUAAAAUAAAGCUAUUUCUUUAGAAAUUAAAAAUGGCAAUAAACAUUAAAAU